CCGUACAGGGCAUGCGCAGCAGUGUGGCCACUGGUUCGCAAAAUACAGUUUUGACCGGCCGGGGGGGAGUUUUUCCGCAGGUGACUAUGUCUACUUUGCGCAGGCUGCGGGAGGCGCCACGACACUUGCUGGUGUGUGAGAAGUCCAACUUCGGCCAUGUCAAGUCCCGGCACCGGCAGCACGUGGAGACGCACUACCAUAACUACAGGGUAUCGUUUCUGAUUCCUGAAUGUGGGAUACUAUCAAAAGAAUUAAAAAAUCUUGUCAUGGAAAUUGGACCAUACUAUUUGGUGAAGAAUUUACCUCUUCAUGAAUUAAUUGCACAUGAGUUCAUCAAUAACUUUGUGAAAAAAGGUUCCUGUUAUGCCCUAACAUACAAUACAAAUAUUGAUCAAGACAAUACUGUUGCCCUGUUACCCAAUGGAAAACUAAUUUUGUCCCUGGACAAGGAUACUUAUGAAGAAAUUGGACUUCAAGGUCGCCCAUCUCAAUACUCUGGCAGAAAAGUCAUGAGAUACAUUGUUACCCUUGAUUUGAUGGAUUCGUCUUUCAGUCCUGAGUCCAAGAAGUAUAAAAGAGCAUCAUGGGCCUUGAAUGAAAAGAAACCACUGAAAUUCAAUUUCCUUCUGGCUUGGCAUCAUGAAGGUGCAGAAGAGUCAACAGUGAUGUCAUACUUUUCCAAAUACCAAAUUCAGGAGCAUCAGCCAAAAAUAGCAUUGAGCACAAUACGAGAUCUUCAGUGUCCAUUGCUACAGAGUGGAGAACUUGAAGGAAAGCCUGAAGAGUCGUGCAGUGCACCGGAACUCUUUGACUGGCUUGGUGCUGUCUUCAGUAAUGUGGAAUUAAAUAAUCAGUCAUUCAGUUUUGUAUCAACCUAUUGCUGUCCUCAGCCAAGUAUUUUGGUGGAAAAAGCUUAUUUGUGCACAAUCACUGGCUUCAUAGUCUCUGAGAAGAUAUGCCUGUUACUGGAACAGCUGUGUCACUAUUUUGAUGACCCAAAGUUAACUCCUUGGGUCACCUUGUCUGUCCAGGGCUUUGCAGACAGCCCUGUGUCUUGGAGAGAAAAUGAGCAUGGAUUUCGAAAAGGGGGAGAACACUUGUACAACUUUGUUGUUUUCAGCAAUCAGGACUACUGGCUUCAGAUGGCUGUGGGGGCCAAUGAUGACUGUCCACCAUGAGAAUAAAUAAAGCUGCCUGUGAUUUUUUUUU
This is a messenger RNA of Vombatus ursinus (common wombat), 1209 nucleotides long. It is a transcript of the gene RPP40, whose product is annotated as ribonuclease P/MRP subunit p40. Gene Ontology annotation, molecular function: ribonuclease MRP activity; ribonuclease P activity. The coding region runs from base 12 to 1178 and encodes 388 amino acids. NCBI's taxonomy places the organism in Eukaryota, Metazoa, Chordata, Mammalia, Diprotodontia, Vombatidae. The transcript has 8 exons. Gene Ontology annotation, biological process: tRNA 3'-end processing; tRNA 5'-leader removal; endonucleolytic cleavage in ITS1 to separate SSU-rRNA from 5.8S rRNA and LSU-rRNA from tricistronic rRNA transcript (SSU-rRNA, 5.8S rRNA, LSU-rRNA). Gene Ontology annotation, cellular component: ribonuclease MRP complex; multimeric ribonuclease P complex. The record is from RefSeq and is a predicted model, not a curated record.